GCCGGAAGUCGGUGCUCAAAAAAGAGAGAGAGGCCGGCUUUUGCCUUGCAGGCGGGGGCUGCCUGGCAGACAAGCGAGAGUUGGGGGCGUCGCUGCUUUCUCGCCCCCCUCCCUCUACGCCAGGCGAGGCCCCGGCUUUCCCUUCCGCCGUUGGGAAAGAUGCUGCCUUUGUCCAUCAAGGACGACGAGUACAAACCUCCCAAGCUCCAUUUGCUCCGAAAGGUCUCGGGAUGGUUCAGGUCGAUCCUCUCGGACAAGACGUCGCGCAACCUCUUCUUCUUCCUCUGCCUCAACCUCUCCUUCGCCUUCGUGGAGCUGCUGUACGGCAUCUGGAGCAACAGUCUAGGUUUAAUAUCGGAUUCAUUUCACAUGUUUUUUGAUUGUACUGCUCUGUUAGCUGGGCUUGCAGCUUCAGUCAUUUCAAAGUGGAGAUCUAAUGAUGCUUUUUCCUAUGGGUAUGUUCGAGCGGAAGUAUUAGCUGGUUUUGUAAACGGUCUAUUUUUGAUCUUCACCGCUUUCUUCAUUUUCUCUGAAGGGGUUGAGAGAGCACUUGAGCCUCCUGAUGUGCAUCAUGAAAGACUCCUUCCUGUUUCCAUACUUGGCUUCCUUGUAAAUCUGAUAGGAAUCUUUGUGUUUCAACAUGGUGGACAUGGCCAUUCCCAUGGUUCUGGACAUGAACACAGCCAUUCACUGUUUAAUGGGGGUCUCAGCCACGGUCAUGGAGGACAUGGCCACAGUCACGAUUCCAAGCAUGGGCAUGGACAUGGACAUAGCCACUCCCACGGAAAUGAGCAUGGACAUUCUCACGAUUAUUGCCAUGAUGAUCAACCCAUUGAGAUGGCUGCAGGAUCCAACAGACAGAUUUUAGAAGGUGUAUUUUUGCACAUUGUUGCUGAUACCCUUGGAAGUAUUGGUGUAAUCAUAUCUGCAAUAUUGAUGCAGAAUUACGGUUUGAUGAUUGCUGACCCAAUCUGUUCGAUGCUUAUAGCUCUACUUAUUGGUGUAAGUGUUGUUCCACUCCUGAGAGAAUCCAUUGGAAUUUUGAUGCAGCGAACGCCUCCUUCUCUAGAAAGUGCUUUGCCUCAGUGCUAUCAACGGGUUCAACAAUUGCAAGGAGUUUACAAUUUGCACGAUCCUCAUUUCUGGACUCUUUGUACUGAUGUUUACAUAGGGACUUUGAAACUGUAUGUAGCUCCAGAUGCUGAUGCAAAGUGGAUAUUAAGCCAAACUCACAACAUUUUUACUCAGGCUGGAGUGAGGCAACUGUAUGUUCAGAUCGACUUUGCCACUAUGUAGCGAACCUCUUCGACUCCUCCUCGGACCAAAGCUUUCCAGUACUGUCAUUUUAAGACUUUGUUCUCCCUUUGGAAAUUGAAACUCCUGGUCUCCAUUUCCCAGCAAAGUCUCUUGCUGUCUGAUUAGCAGAAGAGAAAAUGAAAGGGGUGGGAUUGACUUGAAUUAAUCUGGGAGUGACUUUCUGGAGCCCCAAAACUUUGUGGAUUCUUUGCCAAGUUUGUUCCUACCUACAGCAGACUUACCGAUACAGAUGUGAGGUUGCAAUCGUUGACUGUGCUUUCUGUAAGGCUGCUGCUGUGGCAGAGAUUUCUCGUUCCCACAGAACCGGUAUUAUUGUAGGGAGGGAGAAAUUAAACGGAAAUUACUUUGGGGUGUAAUGUCACAGCGAUUGACAUUCUACAGCAUAACUGUUUAUAAGACUGUUUGUACUUCGCAAACUUAAUGAACCAAACCAUAUUGGGUUUUCAGAGUGCCUUUUUAUCAAAGUAUCUGUCAGCACAGAUAGGAAACAUUGGGGAUUUUUUAUUAAUUUUUAUGGCUGUGACUUGUACCAGUAAAGUUUUUGCUUGCAAUUGAUGUGCUGUAAAUGUGUAAUUGAAUACAAAGAUGAUGGAUUCCCUGUUAAUGUUAAAUUUUUAAGUUUCUGAAGACCACUCUUCAGUUUUCAAAUACAGUAGCAAAAUGAAUACGUAAAACGCGCUCGCAGAAUGUUUCAUUACCAUGAAGUAAAAUCUUGGCUGCUAAUUCUGCAGUACCCUGACAGUAAUUGGGCCGUUACUACAUGUAUCUAGCGUGCAAAAAAAUGUCUUGCAAGAAUAUGAUGUUUUCCCCCGAUCGGAUGUCUUUUAAUUAUUGCUUUUCCAUACAUGGUCAAGUCUUGCAGUAAAUAAUAAUUAUUUUUUUUUUAAAUUUAAAUUUUAUGAAACACUCAAAAGGAGGGAUGCUUUUAUGAAUUUGCCUCUUCCUACAUUACCACUUCCUUUCUGAGUCCUUUAUAUUGGAUACAUUUAUUUUGAUUGGAGGGGUUUUUUUUAUACUAGCCAACAGACAAUAUAUUAUUUUAUUUUGUACUCUGUAUGUUUACUUAACCAAUUAUUUGAUCCUCUGAUGAAUGUGAAUCCAGGAUAUACUUCUGGUAAUCUCACCAUUGUCUGCAUUGUCAGGUUUAAACAUUCAGAUUUUAACUGAAUAUAAUGAGUUUUCCUAAAUCAAACCCCAUAUUCAAAGUUUGAUUUUUUUCCCCCUUAUCAAGAUUCUUGUAGGACCUAUAAAUCUUACAGCAGCAUUUUCUGGCACUUAAUUAGUUAGUGAAUAGCUCUGCCAAUAUUCAUUCUGUGCUAGUAUUCUCCAUCAUAAUUAAAAGUUCUUUUAAAACUUCAGAGUAACGUUCUGGGUAAUAUGUCUUCUGUCUAUAUCCCACCGUGUAAUGUUUAAAGGUUAUAUAUGGAUACAACGCCACAUAUUUCUAAUGUUGGAACUGAAGUUGGUCAGCUAGUCUCCAUUUUAAGUUAAUAUGGAAAACCCCAAUUCACUGUUUGUCAAAUCAAUAGAAAUCCCUAGGCCUUUUUAAAAGACAAUUGGAACAAAAGCGUGAAAUGCAAGCAAGGUUGGCCUAGAAAAAAAAAAAAGCAUUUACUCAUGAUCAGAAAUUGUUUUCUUAAGCCAAACAAUUGUUUUUUAUAGCUUGCAUGAAAUUGUGUUAGGCAUCAGAAAUACAUAAAAUGGACCUGAAUUUUAUAUUGGGAAAAAACUGUAAUGUGGAUUUUCUGUUUUUAUGGGAAUAACUUUUUAUUACUUUUUAAUCCAAUGGUUGUUAGAUAACCUAUUUACUGGUUGUUUUAAUUUCUAGCCCUGCUUUGUUUUUGCUUAUUGUUAGAAAUGAAUUUUUAUGCAACCUGUAAUUUAAACCCUAAUAUAAGUUUUGAUUCAUUAUUUUUGCACAGUAACGUAUUUGGGCCUCCUUCCUUUCCAUAAGACAAAAUGAAAAACUGUUUUGUGUAUUGCUAUUUUCUUAUUCCCCUCACAUAUAAAAGACAAUAGGAAUAGAUUCCCCAAGAUGGGAGGGGAAAAUGUUUGUGCUGUUUUCACUUGGUGCAGCAAUAUUAUUUUUCCCCAUGGAAAUAAUUAUUUAGCUCUGUGUAGACUAAUGUGAAGUCCCCUCGCCUUUGAAUCUCUUUCAGCAAAAGGGCUUGCUGAAGUAGGUUGUUAACUUGUUUUAAAUACUUUAUUUGUAAUCACUUCUUCAAAUAAGAAAAUCAACUUGUUCCACUGAUUUGUGCAUCACUCUGAAUUUUGCUUAUGCUUUGACAUGCUUGUUCCAGUGGCUUUUGUUGGCACGUUCUAAAUCUUGGGUGUGCCUUAAAUAAGAGGCGCUGGAAGCUGCUUAACCUUUUUAGUGGGGUUAAUAUGCUCUUUGUUUUGUUUCUGCAGGAUGUAAGUCCUCUUUAUUGUUGCUGACUUCUCUCAGCCAAAUGUCAAACAGCAAAGCAUAUAAAAUUAUACUUUUGCCAAAUAUGUGGCACUGAAAUGUGCUUUUAUCUAACUUUUGGCAAAAUAACUUACAUCGAACGCCGUUGCCUUUGAACCAUAUAGUUCAGCAGAGGGCUCACUUUCUAAACAAAUGUGCAUUUUGAUCUGUAAUCCUAAAACAAAGUGUUUAAUUUAGGAGAUUUAUAGAACAGGUUUAUUGUCCACCAAGCUCUAGAGAGAUAAUAUGAAGGAAAAAGUGUUUUUAUACUUUUAAAGUUCAAAGUAUUAGGCUUAAUCUUAGGAUCUGUUUAAUUGUUGAGGGAAAAUAGACUGCCCAACAUAGUUUAGGAUGUUAUUUUCUACAGAUGGAACCAACAGCUUGAACAGUCUUUUUUCCCUCAGUUCUUUUUCAUUUCUAAAAAUGAACACUUGCCAUUUUAUUCAGAUAUUCAGAGUCUUGGCUAGUAAACAAAGUACUGGUCUAACUGUAAGUUUAUAGAAGAGAUGCUAACUGCACUUUAUCAAAUAAAUAUUGUUGGCAGAUGAGGAAACCAAGACUGCCAGUGGAAAUAUCAAUGGCUGGUUAUUGCAAGAUAGGUUGAGGGAUGGGUGGGAGGAGACUAAAACCAGUGAAAUUAUGUUUUCCUCAGGAGAACUGCAGUAUUCACUAUUUUUUUUAAAAAAAUAUGGUUGGUAUGAUUUAGAUGAAACCCAGGGUUCUUACAUGCUUUGUCUAGUUUAGAAAAUUAUCCUCUAUAACAGGCCUGUCAAACUGGGGCCUGCGGACCGGAUGAGUCAUGCGCAGGCCAUGCCUAUCCUGGCUCCGCAAGGCAAAAAAAUGUCACGAUACGUCACGUGACGCAAUCAAGUUUGACACCUGUGCUCUAUGAGUUUUGUUCAAAAUUUCUUAAAUCACGAUCUGCUUUUGUUUUGCCAUAGAAAGUACAAUAUGCAUUUUUCUCAGAGUCCUACUCCCAGCCCCCAUUAUAACUCCUGUUGCUUUGUACUUUGACCUGAACGUUUUGCAAUUUAUUUUUUUUUUACCUUAAAAGAGUUGUGCCCCACUAAUAAGUAAUUUUACUUUGGAGCUGUGAUUAAGCUUUAACAGAUGGAUUUUUCUGUUUUUAUUCUUCCAUUGUCUUGGGGAGGGGAAAGUUUCACUAUAAUGAAAUGCUAAAACAGUUGUUUGCAUAUUUCAUUUACUGAGGCCUCAUUGCUAUGAUAUCAAUUCCUCAAACUUGCCACUCAAAGUUGCCUUGAAUUACAAGAUGGGCAGCAAAUACAUUUGAUAAAUAAAUAAAAAAUUUAUGCAGGGGUCAGCAGUCUGUUUAGGCAGCAUGAAUCACUAUGCAACCUAUAGCUUCUAAUAGACCAAAUUCUGACUUGAGAACACUGAUCUAAUAGGAUUCCAGCUGCCUAUUUUUAACUUUUGACAUCAGUACUCAUUAUUUAGUGGUGGUAUGUCUUGUUGCCAAGCCCUGAUUUAAAUUAUAGAUCGCAUUUAUGGCCUAGCCAUAUAUUUUCCUGUAUGAAAAAAUGGCGAAACUCUUUAUUUCCUGAAAAUGUCUUUUAUUUCAUUUCUAAAGGCCUGGUGUUUUGUACAAUUCAAGGAAUUUAUUUACCGAUAAGUUCAAAGUGGUGGCUGAAGAUAAUAUACCGAAAAUAACUUGAAAAUACUAUAGCUAGUGGCCAGUGCAAUAUUGAACAUUUUAUUGGUUUAUUUUUUCCUACUUUAAAUACAGUCUUUAUUGAAACAGCAAAAAUGUUUGACAUAUUUGGGAUCAAUUUUUCCUAUCAAUAAAACUUUUUUUUAAAGGUCA
Pantherophis guttatus is the source of this 5585-nucleotide messenger RNA. RefSeq names its product solute carrier family 30 member 7 (gene SLC30A7). Gene Ontology annotation, molecular function: zinc ion transmembrane transporter activity. Gene Ontology annotation, biological process: zinc ion import into Golgi lumen; intracellular zinc ion homeostasis. Gene Ontology annotation, cellular component: cytoplasmic vesicle; membrane; Golgi apparatus. NCBI's taxonomy places the organism in Eukaryota, Metazoa, Chordata, Lepidosauria, Squamata, Colubridae. The record is from RefSeq and is a predicted model, not a curated record.